Mitosporidium daphniae is the source of this 222-nucleotide messenger RNA. Its product is annotated as putative SONA-like protein. The annotation marks the transcript as partial. Lineage: Eukaryota; Fungi; Microsporidia. Gene Ontology annotation, molecular function: protein binding. The transcript has a single exon. The record is from RefSeq and is a predicted model, not a curated record.
GACUCAAAAACUAGGCUUUCUUCACUGCCUAAUCUGGGCGGCUCGAUUACCGCAUUGGCCUUUUCCAAACAUACAGAUGUCGUUUACUACGCUAUUGGGUAUGAUUGGUCCAAGGGGUAUGAAAAUCACCUCCCCAACUCAAAACUCGGGGUUUAUGUUCACAAAAUGGCAAAGUCUGCGAUCGAGCCAAAGGCACAGGCCGGUAUUUAUCGGAAGCGCUAA